Molecule: messenger RNA, 2909 nt
Organism: Rhinolophus ferrumequinum (greater horseshoe bat)
Lineage: Eukaryota; Metazoa; Chordata; Mammalia; Chiroptera; Rhinolophidae
Gene: ZBED11
Product: family with sequence similarity 200 member B
Exons: 2
Coding region: 916-2886 (656 amino acids)
Source: RefSeq, a predicted model, not a curated record
AGACCGGAAGUGGUUUGCUGGGGGAAUGGGGAGCGAGUAGAAUUGCCGCUAGACGGGCGAGAUGCGGGGCUCCCGGCGCUGGGCUGGAGGUGAGAAGGAAGAACGGCAACGUCUGAUGGGAGUGGACCAGAGUCCGCUGACGGGAGACAUUCCGGGGUCAAGGAUGCAUUCCAACAAAGUUCUAAAAAUACAUCACCAACUCCAACCUGAUAGUUGACGUAGCCAUGGAAAACCUCAUUGCAGCCUCACUAAAGCAGACCAUAACUGGCACACUUAAAACUCUUCCCAUCAAAAAACAUCAGGAAUGAAAAUCUAAGAUAUAUAUCUGCCACUUCAAGAAAGUUCCUGUACUGACCAACAGUCUAACAGAUCAGCUAGUUUCUUUGGUCAUCAAGCAGACAUACUCAAGCUACUAAUACAGCAGUGGAAAAUGCUUCUAUAUAAAUACGUUGCACAUUAUAUGUGUGAUCCAUUGGUAGGUCAUGAGAUCAUUUUUUGUGAGUCACAAUGAACAUUUAAGACAAAAAAUAUAAAAUGUCAGAGUGCUUUGCAUAAAUACUUUGCCAGAAUUAUGCAUAUUGCAAGGACUACGAAGGUCAGUUACAAUAUGUGAAAAGAUAUUUGAUGGAGGGGAUAUGAUGGAUACAAUGUAUAUUGGCUAAAAUGGUUUUUCAGUCAUUUGUCCACUGGUGUCUUGUUUCGUUUUCAUAAUAAAGUUGGUGUGCAGUCUAGUUUUCUAUUAUUAUGACUUGCAACUAGAUGUAAAGUCUGAGAUGUUAAACAGAUUCAGUUGCAAACUGCAUUUUUUUGAAAGAUGUUAUCUAGGCUAUGAAAAAUAUAUAUAUAUAUAUUAUAUGUAUAAUAUAUAUUUGAGUUUGUGGUAAUCAUAACAUUUUAAUCAAAAUUGCUUUUAAAAUGGACCAUUUCUUUUUUAAAAGAAAGAGGAAUAAUGAAGUGAAAUAUUCAGAAGCAUGUUCAAGUUCAACUGUUGGAUCUGGGAGUGUGAAUAGUGACAAUAUUGAAAAAAAUAUUGACUCUAAUCUGCAAACUUCAUCUUCAUUUGAGCCACAUUUCAAAAAGAAAAAAGUAAGUGCAAGACGAUAUAACGAAGAUUAUUUAAAAUACGGUUUUAUCAAAUGUGAAAAACCCUUUGAAAAUGACAGACCUCAGUGUGUUAUUUGUAAUAGUAUUCUUGCAAAUGAAAGCUUAAAACCUUCAAAAUUAAAAAGGCACUUAGAAACUCAGCAUGUUGAACUUAUUGAUAAACCUCUUGAAUAUUUUCAAAGAAAGAAAAAGGAUGUAAAGUUAUCAACACAAUUUCUUAGCUGUUCUACUGUGAGUGAGAAGGCCUUAUUAUCAUCAUAUUUAGUUGCAUAUCGUGUGGCAAAAGAGAAAAUGGCUCACACAGCUGCUGAAAAAAUUAUUCUUCCAGCAUGUUUGGAUAUGGUGCGUACAAUUUUUGAUGAUAAGUCAGCCGAUAAAUUAAAAACUCUACCUAGUGAUAACACAGUAUCUCUUCGAAUUUGUACUAUUGCAGAACAUUUAGAAACAAUGCUGAUUUCUCGGUUACAAUCUGGUAUAGAUUUUGCAAUCCAGCUUGAUGAAAGCACUGAUGUCGGAAGCUGCACACUUUUAGUUUAUGUCAGAUAUGCAUGGCAAGAUGAUUUUAUGGAGGAUUUUUUGUGUUGUUUACAUUUAACCUCACACCUAAGUGGAUUAGAUAUUUUUGCAGAAUUAGAAAAGUGCAUUGUUGGUCAAUAUAAACUAAACUGGAAAAACUGCAAAGGAAUUACAAGUGACGGAACAGCAGACGUAACUGGGAAACAUAGCAGAGUAAUUAAAAAAUUGCUAGAAGUUACUAAUCAUGGUGCUGUGUGGAAUCAUUGUUUUAUACAUCACGAAGCGUUCGCAUCCAGAGAAAUUCCACAGAACCUCAUGGAAGUGUUGAAAAAUGCAGUGAAAGUCGUUAAUUUUAUUAAAGGAACCUCACUAAAUAGCCAACUUCUCGAAACAUUUUGUUCAGAGAUGGGAACAAACCAUACCCACUUACUAUACCAUACCAAAGUUCGUUGGUUGUCUCGAGGGAAAAUACUAAGUAGGGUUUACGAACUCAGGAAUGAGAUUCACAUUUUUCUCGUUGAAAGAAAAUCUCAUUUGGCAAGUAUCUUUGAAGAUGACAUUUGGGUAACGAAAUUGGCCUAUUUAACUGAUAUUUUUAGCAUUCUUAAUGAACUAAGUUUAAAACUGCAGGGGAAAAACAGUAAUAUAUUCCAACAUGUCGAACGUAUCCAAGGAUUCCGAAAGACAUUAUUGUUAUGGCAAGCAAGGCUUAAAAGCAAUCAUCCUAGCUACUACAUGUUUCCAAGAUUUUUGCAACAUAUUGAAGAGAAUAUUAUUAAUGAAACCAUUUUGAAAGAAAUAAAAUUAGAAAUAUUAUUGCAUCUCACUUCUCUCUCUCAAACUUUCAACCUUUUCUUUCCAGAAGAGAAAUUUGAAACAUUAAGAGAAAACUGUUGGGUAAAAGAUCCAUUUGCUUUUCGAAAUCCAGAAUCAAUAAUUGAGUUAAACUUGGUGCCUGAAGAAGAGAAUGAAUUACUGCAGCUCAGUUCUUCAUAUACAUUGAAGAAUGACUACGAAACAUUAAGUUUAUCAGCAUUUUGGAUUAAGAUAAAGGAAGACUUUCCUUUGCUAAGUAGGAAGAGUAUCUUACUGUUAUUACCAUUCACAACAACUAGUUUGUGUGAACUAGGGUUUGCAGUUUUGACCCAGUUAAAAACGAAGGAAAGAAGUGGAUUGCAUGGUGCAGCAGAUAUGCGGGUAGCAUUAUCCUCCUGUGUCCCAGAUUGGAAUGAACUUACGAACAGGCAGGCACACCCAUCACAUUAAAUAAAUCUUACCUGGUUCUUGUU